AUGUCGGAGGCAGCAGGAGUGAUCCGCGAACAGUCGGGGGUGCUCAGCGUGAGCGCCAAGAAGGAUUUCGGUCCACUUGACUUCACUGGCAAACUGGCAGGUGGUUUGCGGGCUGACUUGAGGCGACGCGCUCCCUUCUACGCAAGCGACUGGUCGGAUGCCUUUGUGCCCGAGAAUUUUCAGAAGUCGCUAUCCACGAUUCUGUAUCUUUUCAUUGCGGCCAUUGCUCCGGCCAUCACCUUUGGUAGCAGGUUCCUGGAUGGCACAAACGGCCAGUUCGGAGUGCUGGAUAUCUUCGCUGGGCUCAUCAGCCUUAUCUUCAUCAUUGACGGUGUGCGGCCGAUCAUCGAGAACUUCACUGAUGGGGAAAUGCCUCUGACAAACUGCCUGCUCGAAGCGCUGCUUUUCAUUUACACCUUCGGACUUGCAACCUAUCUGUCAGGCAUGCGCCGCACGCCCUGGUUGUUUCGUCCAUUGCGAACCCUGCUGGCAAAUUUCUCUGUCACCAUCGCUCUGGUUUCCGCUUCUGCCUUCGCCGCGAUCUGGUCCAGUGAGACAUCCCUGAGGAUGCUCACAGUGGAUACCAACUUCUCUCCUAAUCUGACAUUGGCUUCCGGGGAGAAACGGCCAUGGCUGGUGAGUCCCAUGGGCUAUGAUCGAGAAUUUCCUGUGUGG
Symbiodinium pilosum is the source of this 675-nucleotide messenger RNA. The record is from the annotation of a GenBank genome assembly. NCBI's taxonomy places the organism in Eukaryota, Dinophyceae, Suessiales, Symbiodiniaceae.